AUGGCUGCUUUCAUGUUCUGGUGCCUAGUGGCAUCCGUUUCUCCAAGCCUCGCCAUCCGCGAAGCUGUGGAGACAGCGGUCGGAUCUAACUUGCAGGACACAAACGGCCAGCAACGAGGUUCGACAGUAGCAAUGACCUUGGACGUGGCGCUCUGUGGCGAAUGCAGCAUCUUCGGGGCAGACCAUCGUACGGUGUCUAUCACCAUCAGGGACACCAGGUCGCCCAGUCACCCGUCAUGGCACUUCACCUACCACCUGCUGGACAUGAAAAACAAGCAGAAAGCUCGGUUCGGAGACGACCUCCAAGGUGUUGACCCGGAUGCGGUCCUCGAAGCGACCGUCGAGGUAAAGCAACAGUACUACGUUAAGUUGGCUGGCUUCGCCUCCUGCGGCCGCAAGAUGGGGCAGAUUGAGUUCACCACUUUCGGUGGGCAAGGAGUCGCCUUGAAGCCCUUCGACAAGGCGAACAGCGCUGGCUUCUACCAGAUGGUCCACCUCCAGCUUCUCCGGGAGGCUGAGCUACAGCCGGAGGUCCCCAGCGGGGAGAAGGUCCGCAAUCUCAACGAUCCGGAGAUUCAUGCUCAUGCCCGAGAGCUGGUCGACGAGGAGGAGGACGACAGCACGCCUCGCGAGAUCCUACCGCCUCCUGUGCAGCUGAAGACAAAGUCAGCCCCGCAGGAGUCAGAACAAGAAAGCAGCAGCGGCACGACCAUCGUCGGUGAAGAUGAGGGUGAGGGUGAGGAUGACGAGGCCGAUACGACCCCAGAAGAGACAGUGCCAGAAGCGCAGAACGUCUUCGAUGACUCGAAGGAGAAAGCGAAGGCAAGCGAGCGCAAUUGCAAGAGGUGUAUCUUCCGUCUCGGGAUCGGCCUGGAGGGCUUGCUUGCCUACCAGCUGCGAGGCGUGAUCGAAGCGCUGUGCGAGGCGGACGGCUGUGGCGGUGGAGCUCCUUGCACGGGUUCCUACGGCGGUUUGGAGCUCACCUGUGAUCAGGAUCGAGCGUCAGAAGGCUACAAGAACAUGCAACGGGCUUUGGUUACAAACAUCGUGAAGCUGGACAGGGAGGCUCGCGAGGCGAAGAAAGCCGCAAGCCCCGAGGUCAAGGCAAAGCUUGUGGAGUCGGAAGAGGCAAGCAAGCAGGAGAGUAACUCGCUGCCACCGACUUCUCCUGCGGUGCUGGCACAGGAGGGCUGCCGUGGAGGAGAGGAUGGAGAGGCAGCCUGGACCAGGAACGAGCUAGUUAGCUUGGCAGGUAGUACUGUCAAAAACAGCAAGGGCAAGGCCAGGGUUGCCAAGAACCAGCUGCAGACAUUGUGCUCAUCCCGGUCGGAGCAUCUCUCGGUGCCUGGCUACGAGUGCGCGGCCUUGUACACGAUGAUGAGUGCCGUGAAGAACAAGGAAGUGUCUGGCGACUCCGACUGUGACUUCACCAAGUGGCUCAAGAACAAGGCGAAGAACGUCUUCACCGAAGGCUGUUCUCACAACCAAUGGCGGCUUUGUGAGGAUGGGGAGCCGUGCCCCGGCUCCCGGGCCACCUAUGCCUUGUGUAUGGCCAGGGAGGUGCAGUGA
This is a messenger RNA of Symbiodinium natans, 1569 nucleotides long. NCBI's taxonomy places the organism in Eukaryota, Dinophyceae, Suessiales, Symbiodiniaceae. The record is from the annotation of a GenBank genome assembly.